GAGAGAGAAAAUUAAGAAAAAGAGGUUGACUGUGAGCUGACAAAGUGAUGCUGAGGAAGAGCCGAAAUGCGGCAUCGAGCGAUUCAAAUGUCUGCUGCAGCUGAUUUUGGGGCCAGUGUGCCGGUGUUUUUUUUUAAAUCCGUGCACCGUGAGAUUGUGCCGAAUAACGAGGGACCUCCACAGCUGCCGCUGCUGCCGGUACGUGAACUACUUUAAGUACUGAAGGUAGCAAAAACCGGCUCUGUGUAUCUGCUGAAUUUCUUUAGCUGAUUUCCCUCUCUUGCAUCAAAAUUGAUGCUGCGUGAAGCUGCUGGGCGAUGAUGCAUCGGUGGGGGUUGAAUGGGUGAAUUCGCAUCAUAUGAAGUCUCUGCAUCCUGUUCGGACUAUCCUCAAACGGCAAUGUAAAUUCGAGCAAUUGAGAUAGAUUUUUUUGUUUUUGCUUUGUGAUUAAGAAAUAAAUAAAUUAAUAUGCCUUAUAUCGGCGUGAGGUGUGAGGAUGCCUGUGGCUGUGAUUUUGUCUUUGCUGCUGCGGCACACUCCGGAGCUCCUCAGCUCAAGACAGAUUCAACUUACAUCAACUGAAGAGAAAACAGCAAGCUGGCAAGUGCUGUAUCACCCAACAUAAGUCAUACGAGCCUGUGCAUGUAUGUGGGGAAAGGCCAAGCAACUGAAGAGCUCAAGGGAGGCAUCUAUUACGCUGAGGCUGCUGGGCUUCCCAAGAACUGCCACAUCCCCAAAUUCGUCUGAGGACUGCUGAGAGCUUACAAGCCUCCUGAUGAUUCUUGGAGGGCAGCCCUGAUGCAUCUUGUGAGUGUGAAAACUCUAAGAGCCUUUUGCCAGUUUUGCAUCGCCAGACAGGAGACAGAGCAGACGGUAACUCUGUGUGUGUCAUGUUAGAGGCUGGACUCUUGCCUGCUCCCACUAACUCUCAGCCAACAUCUCUGACCUGCCCUGUCUGAGCCCUUUGUAUGAGCAUCUCUGCGUUGCCACAACAGCACAACGGGGAAAUCGUGUCCAACAGCACAGGUAGUUUGUAGACAUUCCUGUUUGUGUGACUUCCCUUCACCUUUGACUCUCAGAAUAAGACACAGCAGAGAGCACAGUCAGGAUGCAGGUGUCUUUCGCAUGCACUGAACACAACCUGAAGAGUCGCAGUGAGGACCGACUCUGUGGCCUUCGCACUGCUCCACCUCCUGGAGGAAGCAGUGGAGGAGUUGGGGGAAGUAGUGGAGGGGGAGGCGGUGGCGGGGGUGGUGGAGGAGGAGGUGGUGGAGGCAGUGGAGGAGGAGGUGGUGGACAAGGGAAUAAUGGCAACUACAUGUCCCAAGGCUCUGUCAAGACCAGGGAGGGUCCAGGGUCUCGUCAGACUCAACAGGGCCAUGCACACAUGAAGGAGGCCAUUGGGCGCUACACCAGUAUGAAGUACAGGAACCUGGGAAAGUCAGGUCUACGUGUGUCUUGCCUUGGGUUAGGCACUUGGGUGACAUUUGGGUCACAGAUCUCAGAUGAGAUGGCUGAAAACCUGAUGACCAUAGCUUAUGAGAAUGGAGUGAACCUGUUUGACACGGCAGAGGUGUACGCUUCUGGAAGAGCGGAAAUUACUCUAGGGAACAUUGUCAAAAAGAAAGGAUGGAGGCGCUCAAGUUUUGUCAUCACUACAAAAAUUUAUUGGGGAGGCCAAGCAGAGACUGAGAGAGGACUCUCCAGAAAGCACAUUAUUGAAGGUUUACGAGGUUCUCUAUCAAGACUCCAGCUAGAUUAUGUGGAUAUAGUUUUUGCUAACAGAAAUGACGUUAACAGCCCGAUGGAAGAGAUUGUUCGGGCCAUGACGUUUGUAAUAAACCAGGGUAUGGCCAUGUACUGGGGGACGUCACGCUGGAGUGCGAUGGAGAUUAUGGAGGCAUACUCAGUUGCACGCCAGUUCAAUCUGAUACCACCCGUGUGUGAGCAGGCAGAGUAUCAUUAUUUCCAGAGGGAUAAAGUUGAAGUGCAACUUCCAGAACUUUACCACAAGAUCGGUGUGGGAGCAAUGACCUGGUCUCCACUUGCUUGCGGAUUAAUCACAGGGAAGUACAGUGAUGGUGUGCCAGAGUGCUCCAGAGCAGCAAUGAAGGGAUACCAGUGGCUGAAGGAGCGAGUGAACAGUGAGGAGGGACGCAGGCAGCUCGCUAAAAUCAAGGAGCUCCAUCUACUGGCAGACAGACUGGGCUGCACUGCUGCACAACUAGCCAUAGCUUGGUGUCUGCGCAGUGAGGGAGUCAGCUCAGUACUUCUGGGUGUUUCCAAUGCAGACCAGCUCAUUGAGAACCUUGGUGCCCUCCGGAUUUUAUCCCAAAUGACCCCUCAAACCAUAACUGAGAUUGAUGCCCUGCUGGGAAAUAAGCCACACGCGAAGAAAGAGUCGCGUGCUUGAAGAUGCAAAUCAAAUGAAGCAAAUGAUGUUUCAAGAAGACGAAGAAGAAGACAUUUGGAAACAUCACUGUUUUGAUCUGCUGUAUACUCAACUUGCAUGUUCUCAGCAACAUUAUGCUUCCAGUAUGUGCGCAUAUCCAUUUUGCGCAGUACACUGUAUCAUGUAAAAAAAAAUAGAGAGAAGAUUUCUCAAUUGUAUAAGAAAAAAAAACAGACCAUAUAUUGCUCACUGUUGAUUGUUAACAGACUUAAUUCUGUCUAUGUAGAGGGAGGCUGAAACUGGUCAGAGUGACAGGUCUCUGCCAUUAACAGAAACCAAGAGAGGUUUAAAAACGUUCAGCUGCUGUCAAAGCAGAUUGGACUGUUGUUGAUCAAAUGUUCUGGAGCAGAAAAAAACUUCAACUUAACUGCGUGAAUGGUGCUUUCAUUGGACAUGAGUCUCCUCCCUUUGCAGCUGCUUGUUAUUCUGUAUGAUGUGUAGUAACCAGCAGCCAAGAGCCAAAGGUUAGUACUCAUGUGUCUAGCCUCACAUUUCCCAUAACGUGCAUGUGACUGGUCUGCCACGCUCACUGCUUUACAGGGUUGGGAACAAUGGAUUACUUGUAAUCAUAACACUGAUCUGACUGUCGCAGCCAGUCUGGCAUCACAUGGUUGUAAAGAAAUGAUACACAAACUGGCUUAAAUUUGCACAUAUACUAAAAUAAUAAUGUAUUCUAGCACAAAUUCUUCUCACUAAUGUUAAAUAAAUUAUUAGAAUAAUUAUUACUGAAAUCAAUAGUAGCUGAGAUGUUUUAAACUGACUUUCCCAACCCUGCUGCUUUCCCAGCGGUCUUUUUGCCUCGUCUGUUUUUUAAACUGUGCGCAUGUCCCUUUAAGAGAGACUAGCCCUAACAGGGUGUAAAUGUGGCAUGGCUUUUAUGGCUUAUGUAGAUUUGCAGUGCCCUUGUAUGCCUUUUUUUUUUUUUUUUUUUUUAACUUUAAUUGGUCUGGCAGUUUGAUCCAGCACUUGUGCAGCUGGGUUCGUGCUUUGAAGACUCUUAGCAGUCUGCAGACACAACUGUGUCCACCUUACAUAUAAUGUCUAUAUUGUCCUAAACUGUAUAGGAAGAUGUUGAUAAUAUCUUUUAAUGAUCCUGUUCUUAUGAAGGUUGUCACUGUUCUUGAAGAGGACAUUUGAGAUUUUUUAGUUAUAUAUAGAAAGGUCACUGGUCAUUUGACACAAACAUUUGGACACUGUGGUUAAAAACUGUGGUUUUCCAAUCAUAGGAAAUAAAUAAGUCUGAGUUUAAUCAAUGUGAUAAAAGGUCACUUGGGUAAAAAUUUAGCAAAUGUAUUUUCCUCUUUUUUUGUUGAAAUUUAAAAAUAUAGCUUCUCUGCUCAUUCCUCUGGGAGUAUUCUCUAUCAUGCAUUCCCUUGUUUCUUACUCACAUGCACGAUAAAUUUUAUACAAUGUCACUUUAUGUCCUUUUUCUUUAGUUUUGUUGAUUUAUUACUUUGUAAUAUGUAGGAGAGAAUUUCCCCCCUUGUGAUUCCCUGUGAAAACAGCACAAUAUUUUUAAAAACAUUAAGGAGUUGUAGCUGACACAAGUUAAAUUGUACUGUAAAUAGGAUUUCCUGUUUGGAAGUGACAUAAGAUAAAAGCUGACCUCAUGGAUCAUGAAAGUUUUCCUGAAGAAGCCAGUGAGGCAUCACUCUUCUCUGUGACAAUGUACAGUUAUACAGAGUCAGUUCUAGUGUACAUAGAUACUUCAAACAUUGAAAAUGUAAAUUUGCUCACAUAGCUUAUAUUUUAUUGUCUUGUAACAACAGAAACCAAAAAGGAGACAACUCAUACUGAAUGUAUCAUGUCUGUUCCCAAAAAGUGGUUUUCAGGGACAAAGCACAGAAGAUAUUCCAACAACUGUUUAUUGCGGUGUUUCACAAAAUUCUGCAGAGUAGUCAGGCAAAUAUUUACAUAGUAAUUUCUUGCAGGAGACAGUCAACAGAGGUUUAAUGGACACCCACUUUAUUGUUGAAAUUCAGAUAGAAUUUUGUACUUCAUGAUCUGAACUUGAAAACCUGGAGUAGGCAACCAUCCAUGUUAAUAUUGGGAAUAAAGUGUUUAUUUAUUUAA
Molecule: messenger RNA, 4525 nt
Organism: Melanotaenia boesemani (Boeseman's rainbowfish)
Lineage: Eukaryota; Metazoa; Chordata; Actinopteri; Atheriniformes; Melanotaeniidae
Product: voltage-gated potassium channel subunit beta-3-like
Exons: 14
Coding region: 1109-2413 (434 amino acids)
Biological process (GO): regulation of potassium ion transmembrane transport; potassium ion transport
Cellular component (GO): voltage-gated potassium channel complex; cytoplasm; membrane
Molecular function (GO): potassium channel regulator activity; transmembrane transporter binding; voltage-gated potassium channel activity
Source: RefSeq, a predicted model, not a curated record